AUGGUUUUACUCAAGUUUAUCUUUAUUGCAUUUAUCGUAUUUCUGGUAACUCCGUUGAAUGCUCGAUGUCCUCAUAAACCAGAUAAUCCAUGUAAAAAUGGUGGAGCUCCACUUAAAGGCUAUUUUUGUGGACGUGGUGCUAGUCAUGUAGAUUGUCUAUCAACUCAUGAGUGUAUUAUUGCACCCGAUGAUACAUAUGCUGUUUGCUGUCCUCGUGCACAAUCAUCCGAGAAACCAGGUUCAUGUCCAAACCCAUCAACUGGUAUAGGUUCCUGCCUUGCUAAAUGUUCUACUGAUAGCGACUGUCCAGAUGCUCAGAAAUGUUGUGGUAAUUGCCCUCGAGAUUGCGUACAACCUGUUUAA
Molecule: messenger RNA, 363 nt
Organism: Adineta steineri
Lineage: Eukaryota; Metazoa; Rotifera; Eurotatoria; Adinetida; Adinetidae
Source: the annotation of a GenBank genome assembly